UCAAUAUAGGGUAGGGGUGAUAUGUUGCCUGCUGCGGCUAUUUUGGACGCUUACAAAGGAGGAGCACUGGAGGGCGGAACAGGACUUUUUACACACAAUAUGAGUUCUUCAGCUGAACAAGUCGAGCCACGAGGAACUGUGCCACAGUGCAUGUCCGCCUGAGCGUCCAUGUUUCUCUACCUGCUGAUCUUCAUGGCAUAUCACAGCAGCAGAUGGAUACCAAGGCAUCAGAGGUUAAAAUUUCAAAUAUUGAACGCAGUGUUCGCAGCCCUUGUUCUAGUCCCCCAGUUCUACGUUAUGGAAAGGCCAAAAUCCUCAAGAUACUGCAGGCAGCCUCUUCUGAACAACCUGUCAGCCUCCAUCGCGUUGUCCUUCAUAGCCUCAGGUUUUGCAGUGAUAUUCACAUUAAUGGACCCAGUUUUUCAGGGCUUGUGGGCUUCCUAUCAUGUGUUUGGAGUGCUCUCAUUUGGACACGGAGUCUGCACUGCCAUCCUUACUCUGACAGCGGCAGCAUGUGCCAAAACCACACCCGAGCUGUACUACAUGUCUCUUAUUCUAACAAUUGUUUCCAUUUUCAGUACAGGUUUUUUCAUGGUCAGAGGUGGACUCUGGUUGACUAACAGGCUGCAGUGACCGAGCAGAAACAAUGAGUGAUAAAACAGUCCAGCUGUCCCACGUUGACAUCCAAUACUGAACAUAUUAAGAUUUCAUGUGGUUUCCAUGCCACCAGCAGCUGGUAACUUUAAACCAUGGGAACACAAAAAAAGGGAACGUUAGUUAAGCCUUCUCACAUUUUAAUGAUCUCUUCUGCAAAACAGAUGUUUUCUUUUUUUGUUGUUGAUGGAUAGUUUACAUUUCUUUCAUAUAACAAUCUGUCAUAAAUAUGUACUUCAUGUUAAUUCAGUGUGUAAUUACAAAAAGAAAAAGAAAAAUGUGAAAUCUGUAUACAGCACUGAAAGGUGUUUAGCUCACAUUGUAAAAAGCAGAGCUACACUGAGGAGAUUACAGUAGGAAAAUCAAAAGGAAAUGUUUUACAAUUGAAUAAGCUUGAAUGUAGCAUUAAAAAGUACAGAUGUACUGAAAAAUGUAUUGAAAAAUAAGUUUAA
Molecule: messenger RNA, 1106 nt
Organism: Scomber scombrus (Atlantic mackerel)
Lineage: Eukaryota; Metazoa; Chordata; Actinopteri; Scombriformes; Scombridae
Exons: 7
Coding region: 169-633 (154 amino acids)
Source: RefSeq, a predicted model, not a curated record